AUGAGUCAACUGUUCCUUAUACAAGGAAUUCAGGUGGGAAAUGGCACAUUUUCUGAUACAGAUAAGAUCAUAGCAUCAGUGUCACAGGCUUCAGGAUAUAUGUCACUUUUCGUUUGGUUAUUUGCCCAACUUCCACAGAUUAUAGAAAACCAUCUAAACCAAUCAGUAAAUGGUGUUUCACUCCUCUUUUUGGGGUGUUGGAUGGGUGGAGAUGUCACAAAUCUAAUCGGGUGUAUAUUAACGGGUGCACUCCCCUUCCAAACAUGUCUUGCCAGUUACUACUGCUUUAUUGACUGUAUCUUGUCACUUCAAUACUGGUACUAUACCAAAGUGUAUCCUUAUCAAAGAGUUCAUCAUAAUUUACUUCAAAGUCCAAAUAUGAUGAGACCAGUAAACCUGCAUUCUCCACAUCUGAUAGCAUUACGUACAAAUAGAUUUAGAGACUUGACAUCACAACGGUCACAUUCACCCAUGGAUAUUAAUGGAGGGAGAAGAAAGAGAAUGCCCGAAGUAAAUAAUUCAAUAACAAAAAGACUCUUUGGAGCACUUUUUGUGGGUAGUAUCCCCAAGGGGGCUAAAGCCCUUCCUACUAAUGUUUCUGAAGAAACUUCAAGCAAGGAAAAAUUCACAUCUAUAUUGCAUUUCUUCUCUUCGAUCAUGUGUUCCUUGUAUCAAACUAAGAUUAACAAGGCUGGUAUUGGUCGCUUUCUGGCCUGGACUUGUACAGCAUUAUACAUCUCAUCGCGUACCCCUCAGAUCAUUAAGAAUUAUCAAAGUAAAUCAACUCAAGGAAUUUCACUCUAUUUAUUCCUAUUUGCCAUGUUGGGUAAUUCCCUAUAUACCAUCUGUAUAGUUACAGAUUUGUAUUUGAUUGCUCAUGAUAAUGGAUAUUUAGAUGAAUGGGUUUUCCGGGAUGCCCUUUAUUCGCAAUUACCAUUUAUAAUUGGAAGUGCGGGCACUGUGUCAUUUGAUUGUUUGAUUCUAUUCCAAUGUUGGUUGUAUUCCGAUAACGGGAGAAAGUCGUCUACUUCUUCUGCUAUACAUGGAAAUUUAUAUGGAGACGGAGAAGAAUUAGAUAUAAGUAUCAAUGAUCAUAAUAGACAUAGUGGUGGAGAAAAUAACCAUUUCAAAAAACCGGAUUGGUAUACAAAUAAUCAUAUUCAAUUUCCAGAUUCACAAUUAGAUGAGAAUCACAUGCAUAGAGAUAGAUUCAGACGUGAACAUAAAUCCCGGCCCAGUGAUACUAGUGGAUUAUUGUCAUCGGCUCAACACUCGACAUAUUCUAGUAUCGCAUCACAAGCACCUCCCUCGCAUUAUAUUACGGGUUCAUCGCACUCCACAUACAUGAGUCCACCAUCUGGGAAUGUGGUUUCAAAUACUUUACAAUCCCUUUCCAAUUCAUUUUUAAGGUCAAAACCUGUUAAUACCACAAUUCCAGGAAAGUCACCUGCAAUUUCAAUUGCAUCGUCUGGGAAUUUUUCUGCCACUUCACCUCUGUCAACUUCACUCAUACCACUGAUCAUUGGUACUUAUUCGUCCGUGUCGAAAAAGAUGAAGAAUGAGGCAAAGAUUCCAUUUCUGCCAAUUGAUUUUUUACAUGAUGAUUUUCAUCAUUCCGUUGAUGGAUCUCAAUCCAGCAUAAAUAAUAAUUAA
Messenger RNA from [Candida] anglica, 1653 nucleotides. The record is from the annotation of a GenBank genome assembly. Lineage: Eukaryota; Fungi; Ascomycota; Pichiomycetes; Serinales; Debaryomycetaceae.